UAAUUUAUAUAUUUAUUCUGUUAGCAUUAUCCAAUAUUUAUAUGGUUAUAUAUAUCAAACAAAAUAUCUAGUUUGUAGGGCUGGAUCAAAGUCGUGAUAAAUGUUGACAUUCAAUAUGGCGGUAUGUCGUCAGUGCUAUGCUGUGUCGUGCUUGUGAAUACCGAGUUAUACACGUAUAGAUAGCAACAGAGUUAUACGAAUUUACCUUCAACCAAGUUAAUGCACCACGGGCUCCGACGCAGCAAGCAUUGAAGACAUCUGAGGAUUUAGCAUAACAAUAAGUAGUUUUAUUUUGCAACAUUAGUGGUUUUGGUGUAUAAAUUGUGACUUUUACGUUAAAGACUCAAAGUGUUCUUAUGAACACAAAAGACUAAAAGAAAAUGUAAUUUUAUGUAUUAAAUUUAAACCUCUACUGAAAACUGAACACCACAAUAUAGUUUCUUUCAAGUUUUUGACCAGGCCACUACUACGAAGCAAUGUCCAGCAAUCCUCAGUGGACGAUCUACCAACCGCAAGAUUCACACUCCUCGCCCUUACAAGAUAUUUUAGAUCUCCAGCAUUCUAAUAUGCAGCCCAAAGCAUCAUACCGUAAUGGUGAGUAUCCAAGUUCGCCAAGGGAUAAUUACAACAGCCAGUCCAAGACUGGCAGUGGAAACCGCUUUUCUUUUGGUUACAAUAUUGACGGCUGCCAUAUGGGGGACUCAGUUUAUUCUUCUGGCUCUACAAAUAAUACUUCAUCUCAGCAAUAUGAUUCAAUGAAUCACCCACCUAUUAGAGAGACAGGCAUUAUUGAGAAACUUCUCCACUCCUAUGGAUUUAUUCAAUGCUGUGAGAGGCAGGCUCGACUGUUUUUCCACUUCAGUCAGUUUAGUGGCAAUACUGAACAUCUGAAGAUAGGAGAUCCCGUAGAGUUUGAGAUGACAUACGAUCGUCGCACUGGAAAACCAAUUGCAUCUACGGUUACCAAGAUUGCGCCGGAAGUGGUGCUAAGUGAGGCGCGUGUGACUGGAACAGUAACAACUGAAGUUAAGGGAGAAGGCUCUGGAGAUAAUACAGGAAGAAUUUCUUAUGAGAAUCGUGGUGAAUGUUUCUUUUUGCCUUACACUAAAGAUGAUGUUGAAGGUAACGUCACUCUGCGUACGGGCGACGCGGUGAGCUUCCAAAUAGCAACAAAUCAGAGAGGCACUUUGGGAGCAUGCCAUGUCCGUUUUGAAAAUCCCGUACAUCCCGUCAAAUACCACGGCGUGGUCUGUUCGAUGAAGGAAAACUUUGGAUUCAUCGAGCGUGCGGACGUGGUGAAAGAAAUAUUCUUUCACUAUUCGGAAACCAAAACUAAGGAAGAAUUGGUUUUGGGUGAUGACGUCGAGUUUAUCAUUCAGACUAGAAACGGGAAGGAAGUCGCUUGCAACAUAACGAAGUUGCCGAGCGGUUCCGUAGUGUUCGAGGAUGUGAGUCCGGAGAUAAUGCGCGGGCAAGUGCUGAAGCCGCUCGAGCGCGGGACCAUGGUGCGCGUGGCGCAGAACGACCCGCUGCCCGGCAGGAUCCGGUACCGCGCCGCCGACCACUCAGAAGUUGAGGUGCCUUUUGGUGACAAGGACCAAUGUGGCGAAUUUACCCUGCGACACGGAGACUGGGUUCAGUUCCAGGUCGCCACGGACCGUAGGGACCAGUUGAAACGUGCCACAAACAUCUCGUUGUUGGACGAGUCAUUUAACGUGUCUGGUGAACGAAGGGAGCAAGGAAUCGUAUGCUCUCUGAGAGAUGGAUUCGGAUUUAUUCGCUGUGUUGAGCGGGAACAGACGAUGUUCUUCCAUUUUGCCGAAGUACUCCGUCUCGGACAGGAGCUCAGCUUAGGAGAUGAGGUGGAGUUUACUGUGGACCCAGUGAGCACUUUCUCAAACAUGAACAAUCGCCAGUCUGGCAUUCGCAUCAAGCACCUGGUCCCCGGGACAGUCAAGUUCGAGACUCUGAUCGAGCACGGCGCACGUGGUGUCGUCACUAAGGAAGCUCAGAUGUACACGUCUUCCACUUCUAGCCCUACAAGAUCCCCAUCGGAAUACAAUGGUGUGAUAAGUUGGCAAGUAAACCAACAAACAAAGAAAUCCCUGCCGUUUUCUUCAAAAAAAUGUGAAUCUAAGAUGCUGCCCCGGACUGGUGACAUAGUUACUUUCGACGUAUUUCAGGUGAAGCGGACAAAGGAGUUGGUAGCCAAGUCAGUGCAGGUACAACACAGUCUGACUAACGGCAACAACAGCAGCAAUGGCGCCGGCAACCGACCUCUGAUGCAGGGCUUCAUCGCCGCUCUCAAGGACGGGUUCGGCUUUAUUGAAACUUCAGAUCACUCUAAGGAGGUGUUCUUCCAUUUUAGAAAAAAAACUUCCAGUAAUUUGGAAGGCAAUCCGGAUGGCUUGGAGCUGGGUUGCGAGGUUGAGUACACUCUGGGGCGCGUGAACGGUUCCGGAGGCGGGUGCGCGAGCGCCGAGUACGUCCGCGUGCUCCCUCGCGGCUCCGUGCCGAUCGCCAAGCCGCUGGACCCCACUCUCAACGGCACUGUCACUAGAACUCUGCGAGCUCUCAAUCCGGAUCAGGCCCACUAUUCCGGUCUGAUCCAAGUGGAAGGUGGCACAUCUUACGAAUUCGGUAUCAUGGGGCUGGCGUGCAAGCGUGAGAUCCUUCAGGUCGGUGACCCCGUCACGUUCCAGGCCGACGUCGAGGGCCGAGCCACGAACAUUGUGCCAAUCAGGAAGAAGAGGCGUGCCACCGUCGAUGCUAUUAAAGGAGGUUUCGGUUUCCUGUCUCUGGAGGCUGAAGACAAUCGCCGUUUAUUUUUCCACAUGUCGGAAGUACGCGGUAACCCGGCGGAACUGCAGCCCGGCGAUGUCGUUGAAUUCGUCAUGUUGACAAACCCUAGGAAUGGCAAGUCUUCGGCUUGCAACGUUGUCAAAAUUGGAGCUAAAGGCUUCGGUGCGGGCAAGGCGCGGUGCGAGCGGCCGGAGCGGCUGCUGGCGCGGCUGCGCACGGCCUCGCAGGAGGAGGCGAACGGGCCGCGCGUGGUGGUGGCCCGCGCCCCCCGCGGCCCAGACGGCACCCGCGGCUUCCGCAAGCGUCGCACCGUCGCUGAACAAUUAGCUGAGAAUAAUUAGAAAAAGAUCAAGAAAUCAGCACUAAGGCCUCAACCAUGUAGGUAAAACAUCUUAAUGGUUUGAUUUUCCACUUCAAAUUAUUUCAUUGUAUUCAUGAGAGACUGACUUAUCCUCUUUUCUUUAGCAGCAUUUAGGAAAUUGUUUUGUUAUUUUUACUAAUUCUAGGUGAUUACUAUAAAUUAUUGUCAGCUGUCAUUAAUACAGAUCAAAUACACGUUAAUAUGUAUAACAUCAAUAAGCAAGGUACAUAUCAAUUAAACAAACCAAUUUGAGUUGCUUAAAUGCAGUUUGAUUUAUAUAAUAGAGGUUCUUUUUCGUAUAGAGACGUUGUUCAAAAUUCCGUUUGCACCAUUCCUUGGUCUAUGUAAAUGUUAUGGUUUGCCAAGUUCAAUAUGUAUAUGUAUUUGUGUGCGUUGUCGCGACACAUGCCACAUGAAGGCGACGUGACCACACCGAACAGCUAAGCAUCUGUUUCCAAUCUGUUCGCUGUAUUGGGAUUGGCAUUCGAAAACAAUGUAAAUAUUUAUAGAAGAUAGGUAUAAUGUGUAUAAAAUGCUCAUAAUCAAACAACCCGGCUAGUGUAUGAAUUUAUUGUCAAUGAAGUAACAGGAGCUAGUGUCUCUAUAUGACAUGUCGCAACGGUGUCUGCAGUUGGAAAUAGAUUUUUCGACGAAGCUUAGUGUGUCUUAAGUUGUCUGUAUAAGUAAGGUGCGUGAUGAAGUAAUGUUAUAAAUUGAUGGACAUUUGAUACACGUUGUUGCGGUUGUUGUUACGUUUAGUAGAUCUCUUUAUGCGAAACAUACUGUGAUCAAUGAAAAUUUGUUGUGCAAUAAAAGAUAGGAUGUUGCCCUGAUAGGGCAGUACUAGUCUGUUAGUAUUAUGCGAUCCCGCUUGUCACACGCUCGCGCUUCAUCUGAUAUGUGUCGUCGUACAUUGUUCUAUUGUGAUGAUGGCUAACCUUCAUUAACGAACAAAAUAUUCAUUGUUAAUCGGAAAAGCAUUUAUACAAUGAACUGGAAUGGAACCAAAGACUGAAUUAAAAUAUUUAUAACGGUAAUACUUAUUGGUCUUCUUCUUCUUCUUCCUGCCCUGUUCCCAAGUUAUUUGGGGUCGGAGCAAUAUUUUUCUUUACUUCAUUUUUUGACAACAUAUUGCUAGUAUGAUCUAGCUCUAUUUUUAUGACCGGCCGCCUGCCUGACGUCUGCCCUCCUUGGGAAUGCAAUUGUUUUUUGUUUGGAUUCCACCUGAGGAUUUGCCCAAGGUGCUGGAUGUUGUGGGUCCUUGUGAACCUUCAUGAAGUUACUUGUGGCCAUAGUUUUUUGAGAAGAUUAUAAUUUCACGGAAAAUGUUUUUAAUUUUGUAAAAUCUAAAUUUUUCAUGCUAAACGAGACUUUAGUCUGACAAUUGUUAAUAAUUUCAUAUUCAAUAUAUGAACAGAUUAUCAUGAUAAAUUGUAAUGGCACUGUGUCGGUAAUAUGGGCCGACCGUUUUUUUUUGCAGUUGACAGUUUAUUUAUUUAUACUUUACGUUAAAACAAAUUGACAAUUAAUGGACAAUUAUUGAUGUCAUUCAGCAAAUACAUGGGUAUUCUUCAUCAUCCUUUAGAAAGUGACAGCUGUCAACUGCACAAAAGACGCGGUGGUAUACGUACACAUCACAAUUUGACAUAAGGAACCAUGUUCAUGGUGACUAUUGCGAAAUACAUAAAUAAUACAAUUUAUCUCUCUUUUUAAAGUUUGUAAUAUUCCUAGGAAAUUUAUAAACUUGCUGAUCUUGUUAUUUUCUGGUUACACAUAGUCUAAAAAUAUUUACUGACUGCAGCAAGAGCUUUUGCACCGCGAAUGCAAACGUUUCCAGUAACGAACGAUGCUUGUAUCAUGCAAAAAACGAGCCAUUGACUGUUUAAUGCGUAGUAUUUUCUUCAUCACUACUUAUAUUCUCUUUAAAUUCGCAUUAAACCUGUCUUCUGCAGUUCCGUCUUUGCGUGAUGCACGUUAAUAUUCAUAUUGGAUAUAUUUUGUUAAUUUUGUAGUAAUUUCAUUUUAUGUCAUACGUUAUUAUCUCAAUAAAAAGCUUUAUACCUCAUUGUUGAACAGCAAUCCACUGUCAUCCCUAUAAUUGUUAGUUGUCGGCGAUAUUAUGUAGCUGUUACAAUCGCAUAUGGGACUUGCAACCAAUUCGGUGACACACUACUUGCGCUAUAUUUUAUAUAAAAUUGGGUUUAGUUCAACAAGCGGGGUCUAAAAAGGGCAACUAAAUAUAAAAUACAAUGCAGUUUAUGGAAAUGAGUUAGCUGGAAUUGCGUUGCAAGUCGUGAUAUGCUCUUAUGAUCUUCAUUGUAAUGUGCUUAGGCACUCUUUUUUAUACACUGUUGUGCUGUUUUCAUCUUACCAUGUUUAAUAGUUGAGAAACCAAGAAAAUAAUCUCGCCUGACGUAACGCACAUACCCAUAAAACUAUAGUACAUAGUUUUACCUCGAUUAUUGUUAGAUUUAAUGAUAAACACCUUGAAUCCCUUAAGGACUUAUGAUCCUGUGAUAGCUGUAACAAACAACUGAUAUAUUAAAUAGUGAUGAUUAAAUUUUUAAGAUGCCUUAAAUUAUUGAAAUAUUUGAGCCUGUGUCUUGUGUUAUUAUAAAACAAUUAGUUAAAGAGUUUUUGUUAUUGAUUCUUUUGAAGUUAACUAUAAAUAUUAAAAAUUAUGACAUAAAACUCAUAUCUGUAUGCACAAAUGCAGUAACACUUCAUCUAGAGGGGUAGCGAUACUGAACCUGCGAGCGACAAUUGUUUGUAUGCUGAGUUUGAAAGCUGAAGUUCGGCUUAGACUGUUUCUCAUUUCUAUAUAAAUGUGUGACAAAGCAAAAUUACGCCAUAUUUUUUCUUAAAAAAUCUGCUUGUGUCUGUGGGUAUGAAGUAGCAAGUUCUUGUGACCGGCCUAAAAUACAAACAGGUUGAGUAUCGCUAAAAAACUUUGUAUAGUAUACACUAUUAGGUACUCAAUUUCGCGUAAACUAUCCCUAGUAAGGUUUUCAAACAAAAUUCCACCUUUCCGUCGAGAAUUUCAUUUGAUGGGGACAAUCGUUCUUAGAUUUGAUAUAAGUGUUGGAGUGAGACUGAAUGAGAUUUUUAUACGUGUUUCUUGAAUUAAUCCGAAAUCUUGAAUAGACCGGAGAAAUAUCAUCCAAUAAGAUUAAUCUUAGGAGGUGGUUUCAGUUUUAAGACGAGAUCUCAUUGCUUAAUGUUUCUGCGUUUUUGCUCGCUUUUCGGCUCUCGUCAGGCUGCCUAACGUCCACCAUAGUUUUCGUCAUCAUAUCUGACAGAUUCCACGACGGUUGUAGUCUUGCAAUACUCUAUCUAUCUCGAUCAUCUAUCUGGUUUUUAUUUCUUUUUCAAAAAUAAUGCAGGUCUAUUUUUCUUAUAUCUCGUUCAAUAAAAGUUGUUAGUGUGUAUGGUGAUAAUUUAUUUACUUCAGUCUAUUACCAAAUCUACGAACGAUUUAGUGUUAUAGUACCAUGUACCGCAUUUCUCGUUUUUUUGUGUUAGAAAGCCUUUUUUGCGGACUGACAUUCGAUUAAGCAAUAAAAAAAUGUGUUCACACGUAUUUGUACGAAGCGCAAAUCAGCUUUCGUUGACAUAGUACCCAUUAGAAUAUUACAUGUUAUGGUUCGAUGUUCUCAGCAAGCAGGUUGUCACAACGGGAUGUAAACUUGCUACGGCCCAUCAUUAUUACAAACAAUACGAUAUACUUAUAUUAUUA
Molecule: messenger RNA, 6899 nt
Organism: Helicoverpa zea (corn earworm)
Lineage: Eukaryota; Metazoa; Arthropoda; Insecta; Lepidoptera; Noctuidae
Gene: Unr
Product: cold shock domain-containing protein E1
Exons: 16
Coding region: 477-3143 (888 amino acids)
Molecular function (GO): nucleic acid binding
Source: RefSeq, a predicted model, not a curated record